GCUUGAGACAUCAUUUUCGAGCUUGAUGGCGAAGGGGUAAAAGAAUUGAAAAGGAGAAAAUAUUAUCAUCAUGAUGAAGGAGGAAUUACUCAACAAACUUGUUGUGAGAAGUUGCGAUUUGAGAGUGGAAUCUAAAUCUGCUCUUCAAAUUUUCUCUCUUGUUGAAAAAGCCUUUGAAAAGGAACCACAUAGUGAUCAUAGAGAACAAUUCCUUGUUGAAAAGUUGUAUCAGGCACCUCCAGAGGAAUCUUCCUUUAUUCCAGAGUUGUCCUUGGUAGCAGAGUUGGAGGAUGAAAUUGUUGGAUUUGCCUUGUUGACUAAAUGUCUGCUUGUACCUCAUCAUCAGCAACAAUCAUCAUCGGAAUGUUCUACUAAUAACAAUCUAACAUCAUUAACAACAAGUACAGAGGAAAAACAACAACAGGAAUCUAUUAUUUCACUGUGUUUGGCUCCCCUGGCCAUCAAACCACAAUAUCACAAGAUGGGAAUUGGAAGUUUAUUGAUGAGGGAGGCUCACAAACGUGCCAAAGAACUUGGUUUUACUUCUGUGGUCCUGGUUGGUCACGAACACUAUUAUCCAAGAUUUGGAUAUCGUCUGAUGAGGGAGUUUGGAAUUAGUGUUCCCUAUCAAGAUAUCCCUGCCCAAUAUUGUAUGGUGAUCGAGUUGGUAGAAGGUUGUUUAUCAUCGGAUUCUCGUGUGAAUGGAUCUAUGGUUCAAUUUGCUAAGGAAUUUUCAAAUUAUUAAACAAUAAUUUGAAAUUAAUAUUUAUUUUUAUUAUCAUCACAUCAAAACCUUUGGUCAUUCUGAAUCCAUUCUUAAACUCAAAGACAACUGGUUGGGCACACAUUCCAAGAUUGGUCUCGGUACUGGAAUCAAUCUUUACCAAAGAAUUACAAUAAAUUAUUUCUAAAUUAUUU
Molecule: messenger RNA, 918 nt
Organism: Naegleria gruberi
Lineage: Eukaryota; Heterolobosea; Eutetramitea; Acrasida; Naegleriidae
Product: GCN5-related N-acetyltransferase
Exons: 1
Coding region: 71-745 (224 amino acids)
Molecular function (GO): acyltransferase activity, transferring groups other than amino-acyl groups
Source: RefSeq, a predicted model, not a curated record